AUCUAACUCAGUUGCAUGGACAUUUGAAAGGAGCAUUUGAUCAUCUUAAAGGCACUCUGGACCUUUAUAAAUAUGUUAUUGGUAAUAGAGAAAUAAAUAUUGGUUUAUCAAAAGAGGAAUUUAUCGCUUUCAUUGAAAUGUACAAGUGUUUGGACAACAAUCCAAUCAAAGUUAUUGACUUAAGGAAAGCUAACGCAAUUUCAUAUACAGGUGUCAAAAGGUUAUACUUUGAAACAAUGAAAGAUUUACCAACAGCAUCAGAACUUGGAAAGCCUGCAGAGUUUUGUAACUCUAUACCUAUUACUCUAUAUUGCUCGAUUUUUGGCCAAUUUAAGGAUUUCUGUAAGGAAGAUCCAGAAAAAGUGGACAAUUAUUUCACCUAUGAAUUUUGUUGUGCAAUGGCAAAAUUUUAUGAUGACAAGGAUGCUCAUCAAAAACCUUAUUUUUCUGUUUCUGGUGCUGUGCUUUCAGAUAAAGCUAUAAUUGAUCCACUUACCCCAUUAUAUCCUCUUGCUUGGCAUAAACAUAAUAAAAUGAAAUUAUCAAUUUUUAAAAUAUUUCGUGCUCUAAAGAAAUCUCUUCAACUUCUCGAUCAAUACUAUGCAAAAGUUGAUGAUAAACUACAUCCUUCAUUUCCUGAAGUGAUUAUAGACGACAAAUGUUAUAAAGUUCAAAUUGAAGAAAAUAUUAUCAAUUGUCUUUGGAAUGUUAUACUUUCGAACGAGCAAAAAAUAUGCGAGAAAGCCUAUGUAAAAGCUAUUCAAAAACAUAAAUAUUCACUUGAUACACAUCAGCUCUUAGCAAAAAUUAGAUAUGCUCUAAAAAUCUUAGCUACUUCAUUUAUUCCUGGAAAUUGGCUUUUGAUUUAUAUAGAAUAUUUGGAAAAUCAUUUAAUGCUAAAGUUCGAACUAGUAGAUAUAUUUAUUCCAAAAGAACAAUCUUCGGCUAAUAUCAGUGGUACGGCCAAUGCCUCUCGUAGAAUGAAUUUUGAUGAUACAUCUAAACAGAUCAAAUUUAAUUCCUAUAAUAUAUCUGAUAACACUUCAAAUCCUGAUAUAUGUCAUGAGUUUUUAUUCCAAUAUCUUGCGCUAUCUAUUCGCAAAGAGAGUAAAUUAUUGGAAGAUAAGGCGGUCGAUGAAUUCUUAGGUUUGAUAUAUAAAGAAAAGGUUAGUAAAGAGAUAAUUCAGAGAAUUAGGGAGAAGAAACUUCAGAAACAAGAAUUUUCCUCUAUAUCGGUUGAAGAAUUAUGUAGUGAAAAACCUGAAGAAACAAAAGUUUCGCAUGAUUAUAUAGUCGCCCACCCAAGUUGUAACCAAGCACAAAGUAUCAUUUCUUCUGAAAUAAAUAUUAUGACCAAGCAUCAACCCUGUGACCCCGGGUCUCACCCUUAUAUGACUGAAACUAAAAACGAUUCAAUUCAGAAGGAUAGCCAAAUUGAGAUGCAAAAAUUUAUACAAGAAUUAUAUUUGGAACCCGUAUCAGAAGAAUCAAUUGAAGUUAUUAAAAAUAAAGAGCCAGAUAUAUCAGAUCACAAUGAAAAUGACAAACAUAUU
Messenger RNA from Racocetra fulgida, 1553 nucleotides. NCBI's taxonomy places the organism in Eukaryota, Fungi, Glomeromycota, Glomeromycetes, Diversisporales, Gigasporaceae. The record is from the annotation of a GenBank genome assembly.